This is a messenger RNA of Pleurotus ostreatus (oyster mushroom), 1440 nucleotides long. Its product is annotated as Chitinase 1. The record is from RefSeq and is a predicted model, not a curated record. Gene Ontology annotation, biological process: carbohydrate metabolic process. Lineage: Eukaryota; Fungi; Basidiomycota; Agaricomycetes; Agaricales; Pleurotaceae. Bases 1 to 1440 code for a protein of 479 amino acids. Gene Ontology annotation, cellular component: extracellular region. Gene Ontology annotation, molecular function: chitinase activity; carbohydrate binding. The transcript is spliced from 15 exons.
AUGGUUUUGUCCUUACUCCUUUUUCUCUGCCUUUCAGCAUUGAAAUCUACGGCCUUUGAUAACAGCCGAUUUGACAAUGUGGCAGUUUAUUGGGGUCAGAAUUCCUAUGGAGCUACUCAUUCCGAUGUCGCGAACUUCCAGAAACCAAUAUCCUUCUACUGCCAGGACGAUUCCAUCGAUGUAUUUCCUAUCUCGUUCUUGAACGUGUUCUUCGGUACUGGUGGCGCACCCUCGAUCAAUCUCGCGAACACCUGCAACAACGUUGAUAAUGCUACAUUCCCUGGGACCUCGCUGCCAAAUUGCGCGUCCCUUGCCGUAGAUAUCGCAACUUGUCAAUCCAAGGGGAAGAUCAUCACUCUCAGUCUAGGCGGAGCGACGGGCUCCGUUGGUUUCCAAACCGACUCACAGGCCACCACCUUCGCGCAAACGAUCUGGGAUAUGUUUUUAGGAGGAAACUCCGCUACACGGCCAUUCGGUAGUGCGGUGUUAGACGGAAUUGAUCUUGACAUCGAGGGUGGCAAUUCGGCCGGUUAUGCGGCCUUUAUCAACAAAAUCCGUUCCCUGUCUAGUGGCUCUAGCAAGAAGUACUAUAUUACCGCUGCACCACAAUGCGUCUUCCCAGAUGCUGCAUUAGGAGGGGUACUGAACAGUGCCAGCUUCGAUGCUGUCUACGUUCAAUUCUACAACAAUCCGUGUGGUUUGCAAGCCUUUGACUCUGCAUCAAAUUGGAAUUUCGGCAUUUGGGACAACUGGGCACGAACUGUCAGUCCGAAUAAGAAUGUCAAAAUCUAUAUUGGCGCCCCGGCCUCCACUUCGGCGGCUGGGUCUGGCUACCAAAGCCCCGACAGAAUCAGCUCUAUUGCAGUACAAAUGCGCAAGAGCUUUCCCUCUUUCGGAGGUAUCAUGCUUUGGGAUGCUUCUCAGGCCUACGCGAAUAAUCGAUACGACAAAGCCGUAAAGUCAGCGCUUGUUGGCGCAGGUGGCACUGGUUUCCAGUUCCCGUCUUGUUCGGCCCCUACCUUCGCCUCAGGGACAAACUAUCCUGGUGGAUCGAAAGUAUCUUUCGGAGGGUGUGCGAAGUGGUUUGCUUCUUCCCAACCGGCAAACAAUCCGAACGGCGAUUGGAGUGCAAUCAGUGCGUGUUCAGGUACAGGUAGCACGCCACCAUCGACGACAAUCGGUACUUCUCCUACUUCUACUCCGACAUCCCCUGGCGGAAGUUGUGGUGGUGUUCAAGCUUGGUCUAGCACCUUAGUCUACACUGGUGGCCUACAAGUCUCUUUCGGUGGUCAUCUUUGGACCGCUAAAUGGUGGACGCAAGGAGAUACCCCUGGUGGUUCAGCUGAUGUCUGGACUGACAACGGUCUUUGUAGUGGCUCGAGGCGGGAGUCUCAGCCAACAGCUCCUACCAAGAGCUCUCGGGUCUUCUCGCCUCGUUAG